AUGGAUUCAUCACUGACAAUAAGCCUGAGCAUUUUUCUCACAGUGUGUGUGAACACACCAGAAGUUGUAGGACAGAUGGUUGGAGGCAAACAAUCACCACGUUCUUCAGAUUCUAAAGCAGAACGUUGCUCUUACACCUUCAUUGUUCCGCAGCAGAAACUGACAGGAGCGCUGUGUUUGAACACGCUGCCAUCUUCGCCCAACCGCUCUGAUGUGGCAGCUCUGCAGGCGCAGCUCAAACAUCAGCAGGAACAGCUGGACAAGCUCCAGCGCCAACUGGAGCAGGAAGGGUCUCUCGCCAUGGAGGUGAGAGCCCUUCGCAAAGAGAGCAACAAUAUGAACUCUCGCAUCGCCCAGCUCUACGCCCAGCUGCUGCAGGAAGUCAUGCACAAGAAGGACCAGGCUUUGGAGCAGCAACGGGUGGAGAGCCUCCUGCUCAAUGCUACAACACAGGCAUUACAGGUGUCCAGUAAUUACAGGGAACUGGAGAAGAAAUAUGGAGCCCUCACCUCCACGAUAAGCUCGCAGAACCAGUUCAUCAGCAAACUGGAGAAGCAGUGCCAGCGCAGGGAUUCCAGCUCUCAGGUGAUGACAGAUCCAGCAAGCAUCCAGCCUAAUGAGCAUCAUAAUUACAGCUCUGAAGCCAACAAAAUGAUCAGUGACGUUCAAAGGGACCAAAGCGCUGCCUCAGCACCGCAAGACAAAACAGGAGGAGAUUCCCCGCACGCUCCGACCAACAAGCCUUUUGUGAGCUUCCCUGUCACAAACUCUCCAGGGCCGUGGCGGGACUGUCAGCACAUCCUGGACUCAGGUGAGACCACCAGUGGGAUCUACCUGCUCCGCCCACUGAACACCAACCGCCUCCUGCAGGCCUGGUGCGAGCAGAGUGGUGAUCUGGGAGGGUGGACCGUCAUCCAGAGGAGACAGGAUGGAUCGGUUAACUUCUUCAGGACCUGGGAGCAGUACAAGCAAGGCUUUGGGAACCUAAACGGGGAGUACUGGCUCGGUCUGGAACACCUCUACUGGCUCACGAAACAAGCUAAAUAUAAGCUGCGGGUGGCUCUGGAGGACUGGCAGGGCCGGCACGUGUUUGCAGAAUACGACAGCUUCCGUUUGGAACCAGAGAGCGACUGGUACCGCCUGCGUUUGGGACAAUACCAAGGCAACGCAGGGGACUCCCUGUCAUGGCACAACAACAAGGCCUUCACCACUCUGGACCGGGACAAGGACAGCUACAUGGGUAACUGUGCUCAUUACCAGAAAGGAGGCUGGUGGUACCACAUGUGCGCCCACUCCAAUCUGAACGGUGUAUGGUACCGAGGUGGACAUUAUCGAAGCCGCUACCAGGAUGGAGUCUAUUGGGCUGAGUUCCAUGGAGGUUCCUACUCUCUGAAAAAAGUUUCCAUGAUGAUCAAACCCACAUAGCUGCACAGGUCCCUCUUGCAAAAGAGAUCUUGAUUUUAAAUCAGGUUAAAUAAAGGAAAACGAAUGAAAGAAAGAAAGAAACAAAUGCAUGUGGAUGACACAGAAAAUAA
This is a messenger RNA of Nematolebias whitei (Rio pearlfish), 1535 nucleotides long. RefSeq names its product angiopoietin-like 6 (gene angptl6). NCBI's taxonomy places the organism in Eukaryota, Metazoa, Chordata, Actinopteri, Cyprinodontiformes, Rivulidae. Bases 1 to 1425 code for a protein of 474 amino acids. The transcript has 6 exons. The record is from RefSeq and is a predicted model, not a curated record.